AUGGUGGGCCGGAACAGCGCCAUCGCCGCCGGCGUGUGCGGGGCCCUUUUCAUCGGGUAUUGCAUUUACUUCGAUCGCAAGAGACGGAGUGACCCCAACUUCAAGAACAGGCUGCGGGAACGAAGAAAGAAACAGAAGCUUGCCAAGGAGAGAGCUGGACUUUCCAAGUUACCUGACCUUAAAGAUGCUGAAGCCGUUCAGAAAUUUUUCCUUGAAGAAAUACAGCUUGGUGAAGAGUUACUGGCUCAAGGUGAAUAUGAGAAGGGUGUGGACCAUCUGACAAAUGCAAUUGCUGUGUGUGGACAGCCACAGCAGUUACUGCAAGUGUUGCAGCAAACUCUUCCACCACCAGUGUUCCAGAUGCUUCUGACUAAGCUCCCAACAAUUAGUCAGAGAAUUGUAAGUGCUCAGAGCUUGGCUGAAGAUGAUGUGGAAUGA
This is a messenger RNA of Lipotes vexillifer (Yangtze River dolphin), 438 nucleotides long. It is a transcript of the gene TOMM20, whose product is annotated as translocase of outer mitochondrial membrane 20. The transcript has 5 exons. The record is from RefSeq and is a predicted model, not a curated record. The coding region runs from base 1 to 438 and encodes 145 amino acids. Lineage: Eukaryota; Metazoa; Chordata; Mammalia; Artiodactyla; Lipotidae. Gene Ontology annotation, biological process: protein import into mitochondrial matrix; intracellular protein transport; tRNA import into mitochondrion. Gene Ontology annotation, molecular function: transmembrane protein transporter activity. Gene Ontology annotation, cellular component: mitochondrial outer membrane translocase complex.